Messenger RNA from Aspergillus nomiae NRRL 13137, 1080 nucleotides. RefSeq names its product TDT family transporter. The coding region runs from base 1 to 1080 and encodes 359 amino acids. Gene Ontology annotation, cellular component: plasma membrane. Gene Ontology annotation, molecular function: sulfite transmembrane transporter activity. NCBI's taxonomy places the organism in Eukaryota, Fungi, Ascomycota, Eurotiomycetes, Eurotiales, Aspergillaceae. Gene Ontology annotation, biological process: sulfite transmembrane transport; transmembrane transport. The record is from RefSeq and is a predicted model, not a curated record. The transcript has 4 exons.
AUGGCCGGAAUAUUGUUCCAUCUCAUCCCUUUCGAACAUGCCGCGCUAGAUUACAUAGCCAUAGUCUUUUUCGUACUGAAUGCCUUGUUGUUUCUCACCGUGCUCAGCAUGUCAAUUCUCCGCUACACUCUUUAUCCCGAAAUUUGGAAGGUCAUGAUACAAGACCCAGUUAAUUCGUUAUUCCUGGCAACUUGUCCCAUGGGUUUUGCCACCUUGAUCGAGAUGUGGGUGUUUCUUUGCGUACCUCACUGGGGAGAUUGGGCGAAGACAAUGGCCUGGGGAUUGUGGAUUGUCGAUGCGCUCGCGGCGGCGGCGGUCACUGCAUCCCUCUCAUUUAUUCUUAUAUCACAAAAUUACGUCACAUCGCUGGAGCGGAUCACCGCACUGCAACUAUUGCCGAUCGCUGCCACAAUCGUCGCGUCCGGGGUUGGGGCCGAGAUCGCGGAUAUUUUGCCUAACGCGCAGCACGCCAUGGGAACGGUGAUCGUAUCUUACGUGCUGUGGGGCAUGUCAACGCCCAUGGCCAUGAUGAUCUUAGUGAUCUAUUACCAGCGUUUGGCGGUCCACAAGCUUCCAUCGAGGGAAACCAUCGUGAGCUGUUUUCUUCCACUAGGGCCACUUGGCUUUGGAGGAUUCAGUAUCUUGUACCUAGGCAAGGUGGCUCGACAGCUCCUCGGCGAGUCUAACGUAAUCGACCCCAUGGUCGGGCACAUAGCAUAUGUCCUCGGUCUCUUGCUGUCUCUGUUGAUGUGGUCUUUCGGACUGAUUUGGCUCGUUUUCGCGCUCGCUACGAUCUACUACCGAUCACCGUUUCCUUUCAACAUGGGCUGGUGGGGAUUCACUUUCCCGCUUGGGGUAUAUGCGGCCAAUACGAUCCUGCUGGGGAAGGAAAUGGAGUUAAUAUUUUUUAAGGUUUGCGGGACGAUCCUCAGCAGCGCGAUGAUACUACUGUGGCUGGUGGUUGCCACCCGUACUGUGCACGGGGCAUGGCAUGGGGUUUUAUUCCAUGCACCGUGCUUGCAAAACUUGAAGGAAAAGAUGGAUGACAGUCAGAAUGACGCGACGAAUGAUGAAGCAUAG